AUGACAACCACUUCCGAAGGUCCAAGUCAGCUAUUUAAUGGUUCUCUUCCUGUAACAUUAUUACAACCUAAUAUAAAUGGACCUGAAUAUAUAUCAUCGGUAGUUGAAGUAGUCCUGAAAAUUGCGGAAAGACGAUUCGAUAGCAACGAAAAGGAGUGCCGCAUAGAAAUAAGUCGGCCUGACGAGUUCGAAUUUCUGUAUGCUGAGGGUAUUACGAGGACGAAGUACCAGUCAUUGGCCAAGUCAUGGAACUUGAAUGUGGAUUUUGAUGACUUCCCAGCAAGAAUUGUUCGGUUACUACGUGAACGAAAAGGCGCCACUUCCCCAGUCCAGCUGACUUGUACACUUAGCCAAGACCUCUCAAUAUGCACUUUUGAAUUGGUACACAUCAUUGAUAUGUAUACGGUUCGGAUCCCGAUAGAAUUGAAAGCAGUCCGGGGCAAGGAUUUGUUAUGCCACGUUACGAACAACAUGCGGUCUUUACAGGUUCAACUAAGCGCUCUGAAAACAGAAAAGAAAAAAUGUGAGCAGGAGUGUGAGGAAUUGAAGCACAGUGUUGAAGAACUGCGGGAUUUCCGCACAAAAGCAGAGUUGGAAAAGUCGCAACUUGAACAGCGGGUAAAGGAAGCUGAAAAACGUGCAGCAGAUGAAGCACUAAAAAGAGAAGAAUUUGAGCAGGAUCUGCAAUUGGAACGCGAUGAGCGUGAUUCUGCAUUGAACACUAUAGAAUCGUUGAAAGACGAUCUAGCCGAAGCAGAGAAGAAAGCUCGUGAACUGGAAGAAGAACUUGAUCAAUGCGAGGAGGAAUGCGAGGAUCUUGGUGUUAGAUUGCGAGAGUCUAAUGCAGUUAUUACUCGCCUUCGCAGUGAGAAGGAAGACUUAAUCGCUGCUUACGAGAAAGCAAAGAAAGACCUCAGCAAAGCUAACCAUGUCAUUUCCAAGUAUUUAAAGGGCGAAAUGCACAAUGCAUCGAACAGAAGUCUAGACGAAAGGAAGAACGAGAUGGCCGCGGAUUUGAAGAUGAAGGAGUCUCUUAUUGAUGAAAUGACAGCUUCGAUUGCCGACUACAAGAAAAAGGUAGAAGAUCUAACGAAAGAGAACAAAGAACUACAAGAUACUCUUCAAACUAUGGAAGCGGAGAGGGCACGAACUUCUCGCGUGAUUGAAAUGUACCGCAACCAACAACGUGCUGUCGCCUCUCGUUCAGUAGGAGCAUCGCCUCCGAUCAUUACCGGAUUUGGUCCCACUACUGGUUUCCUCGGUGGCCGGACAAGUCCUCUGGGCAGUUUCGUUCCAUCAACGCCCACCAAUUUCAGAAAUGUUUUGGGAAAGACUUUGCAAUCUAGUACAGCACUGGUGACACCAUCAAUGCGUAACACUCCUCCUGCAGCGAACCUAAAAUAUGGGACCACAACAACGGGUAGAGAGAACUUCCCUCCUUCAACCUUUGCCGCGGAAAAAGUCCCACCACAAGAAUCUGCGCUAAAGUGA
Molecule: messenger RNA, 1491 nt
Organism: Necator americanus (New World hookworm)
Lineage: Eukaryota; Metazoa; Nematoda; Chromadorea; Rhabditida; Ancylostomatidae
Exons: 13
Coding region: 1-1491 (496 amino acids)
Biological process (GO): centriole replication
Cellular component (GO): centriole; centrosome
Source: RefSeq, a predicted model, not a curated record